Schizophyllum commune H4-8 is the source of this 1071-nucleotide messenger RNA. RefSeq lists its product as uncharacterized. The record is from RefSeq and is a predicted model, not a curated record. The transcript is spliced from 5 exons. The coding region runs from base 1 to 1071 and encodes 356 amino acids. NCBI's taxonomy places the organism in Eukaryota, Fungi, Basidiomycota, Agaricomycetes, Agaricales, Schizophyllaceae.
AUGGCUGACAACGCGACCUGCAAUACCGUCGAUGAGGCACCUCUCCUCCUGAUGAUAGAUCGAACGCUUUUGUUGGGCCCCCUCAUUGGAGGCGGGGCCUGGGGCGUCCUGAUAGCGGUCUCCUUCCUCACAGUGCGGGCCCUCUUUACCUGCAUGUCUUCGGGGUCACGGGCUAGUCGCAACUACAAUGGAUCCCUGCUAGCGUUCGUCGGACUCGUCUUCGCCUGUGGGACCAUCAACUACGCCACAAACGCAGAGCUCAGUGUACGCAUGUUUGUCGAGAACCGACUAUACGCUGGAGGCCCGUCUGCAUUCAUCGUCGCAAAUUAUGGCGAUCCCUUCGUCGUGUUGGGCAACGCCAGCUACAUUGCCGCUAGUGCUUUGGCCGACGUUCUCUUGGUAUGGCUCGUCAUUCUUCUGUUCUCGACGAUGCGCGCUAAGGCCCAACAGCUCUAUCGCUGCUACAUUGUGUGGACCAAGCGAUGGGGGAUCAUCAUCGUUCCGGCUUGCGUCUACCUCGCGUCGAUAAGCAUGUCGAUAUUACUCCUCUACCAGGUUAGUCAACCGGCGCAGAGUCUGUGGCGGCAAGUCAACUUUGGCCUCGCGUACUUCUCGCUUUCACUUGCGGUGAACGUCCUACUGACGCUCCUCAUCGCCGGCCGCCUGCUUGCGAUGAGCAAGCGAGUCAAGGCGACGCUAGGCCCGCAGCACGCGCAUAUGUAUACCAGCAUCGCCGCAUUGGUCGUCGAGAGCGCCAGCCCAUACGCCCUGACGAAUCUCGUCUUCAUCAUCACGUACGGCAUGGGCAGCCCCGUUUCCUACACGCUGCUGCCCAUCCUGUCGCAGGUCAUGUGCACGAGCGCGGUGCUUAUCAUCCUCCGCGUUGCUAGUGGUCGGGCGUGGAGCGCACAGACGACAGAUCUGGCGUUCAACGAGCCCGCUCGUGUGGGGGACGAUAUACCGGGCAAGGGGGGAUCCCGUACUAUGAUCGUCUCGAGCAUCCACUUUAAAGGGUCAGGCUCACGUUGCGGCGGGGACGCAACCUCGGAAAUUCAACUUGCAGAGGUGUGA